Molecule: messenger RNA, 3699 nt
Organism: Melanotaenia boesemani (Boeseman's rainbowfish)
Lineage: Eukaryota; Metazoa; Chordata; Actinopteri; Atheriniformes; Melanotaeniidae
Gene: peli2
Product: pellino E3 ubiquitin protein ligase family member 2
Exons: 6
Coding region: 212-1486 (424 amino acids)
Biological process (GO): protein polyubiquitination; regulation of Toll signaling pathway
Molecular function (GO): ubiquitin protein ligase activity; protein binding
Source: RefSeq, a predicted model, not a curated record
UCAACCGCCAAGCAAGUUACGUUUCGCGAUGUCGUCGUAAAGAAGUUUGGGGCAGUUUACUUUACAGAAAUUUAAUCUGUGUCAAUACCGACACACAUCCUUUUAUAUUAUGAAAUGGGCGCGCUUCGUUUUAUUUGAAGGGAAGUCUGGCAAUUUGUAAGCCGCUGUUAUUACAGUAUAGCUAACGUAACACAGCGAAGCCAGAAGCCUCAUGUUUUCUUUAAGCCAAGAGGAGCACUGCGCCCCGUCCAAAGACCCAGUAAAAUACGGGGAGCUGGUGGUACUGGGGUACAAUGGCUCUCUGCCCAAUGGAGAUCGCGGUAGACGGAAAAGCAGAUUUGCGCUAUACAAGAGGACCAAAGCCAAUGGUGUUAAACCGAGCACUGUGCACAUCCUCAACACACCCCAGGAUAGCAAGGCUGUGAACUCUAAAGGCCAACACAGCAUCUCCUACACACUGUCCAGGAACCAGACAGUGGUGGUGGAGUACUGCCAUGAUAAAGACACAGACAUGUUUCAGAUUGGGCGGUCCACUGAGAGUCCUAUAGACUUUGUGGUAACUGACACAAUAGCAGGAGGCCAGGAGGGGGAAGAGACCCCGAUCACACAGAGCACCAUCUCCCGCUUUGCGUGCCGAGUUGUCUGUGAGCGCAACCCUCCCUACACCGCUCGCAUCUAUGCAGCCGGGUUUGACUCUUCCAAAAACAUCUUCCUUGGGGAAAAGGCUGCAAAAUGGAAAAAUCCUGAUGGUCACAUGGACGGCCUAACAACAAAUGGAGUGCUGGUGAUGCAUCCCAAAGGGGGAUUCACAGAAGAGUCCAAGCCUGGCGUUUGGAGAGAGAUUUCUGUUUGUGGAGAUGUCUAUACGCUGAGAGAGACCCGCUCAGCACAGACCCCAGGAAAACUGGUGGAGAUUGAGAGCAACAUACUGCAGGAUGGCUCCCUGGUGGAUCUGUGUGGAGCCACUUUGUUGUGGCGUACUGCAGAGGGCCUCUUUCACACUCCCACCCAGAAGCACCUGGAAGCUCUCAGGCAGGAGAUCAAUGCAGCACGACCCCAGUGUCCUGUAGGUCUAAAUACUCUUGUUUUUCCCAGCAUUCAACGCAGUCGAGCUCUCUCACUCCUAGAGGACAAGCAGCCUUGGGUCUACCUGGCAUGUGGCCACGUGCACGGUCACCACAACUGGGGCCACCGUUCAGAGCAAGAACCCAACACUCAGCGAGAGUGUCCCAUGUGCAGAGUGGUUGGACCCUACGUUCCUCUGUGGCUGGGCUGCGAGCCAGCCUUCUACGUGGAUACAGGUGCACCCACACAUGCCUUUGUGCCAUGCGGACAUGUGUGCUCAGAAAAGUCAGUCAAAUACUGGUCAGAGAUCCCUCUGCCCCACGGCACGCAUGCUUUCCACGCUGCCUGCCCCUUCUGUGCCACCCAGCUCAGCCUCACUCAGGGCUGUUCCAAGCUAAUCUUCCAGGAUCCUGUGGACUGAGCUGACGGGUCCUGCUCUGGCAGGGAAGAUCUAACAUGAAUACCAACAUGCUGUGAAACUAUUCAGAUUAUUUGUGCUUUCUUUUGUUUGUGUAACCCAGCAGUGAAAUGGAAUAAGUCUGUUGAAGUUCUGGUCACCUACUGUGGAUUCUGCACAACUAAGAGCCAUUACAGAUAGUUCAGGGGCCCUUCUGGCUGUUUGGAUAUACAAAUUGUGGAGCACACUGAACCACAACUGCCUGAGUCCUCGAGAAUGAAAUACUGUUUCAGCUGUCCUGCCAUCCAGCUGUUUUAAACAAUACUCCAGCAUUGGGCUGUUGAAACUACAAUACCUGCAACAAUACCUACCAUCAGACUGACAGAUUUUACUCUUGAUUUAGACUGAAGCAUAAACAUGGAGCAGGUGUAGCUCUAUUGGCAAAGAAGUGAGAAACAUGGUUCAGUUCCUAAUGGGCCUGAGACAGAAGUUUUACAGAGCCAGACAGCUGGACUGUUGGCUGGGAGAAAAGCCAGGAGAAACUUGUUAAACGCUCCCCAUUGGCCUCAUGGCCGUCAUCUCCAAAUGGUGUCUGAAUCAUGUUCUCUAGAGGAGGCUUUCAUUUACCAAACUGAAAUUUGUGUACAGAGACAUCAUCCAGUGCCUCAAAUCCCAAUUACCUGUGGGAAUAUUUUUCAUAGAGAAGGAAAUAUAUUUUGUUGAAGGUAAAGACUGAUAAUUUUGCAUACAGAAGACAUAAAGAAUUGACAGCCCACAUGGAUUUUGACACAAGUGGUAUUUUACUACUCUGAGGCCCUUGUACUCUUUAGUAAUGCAAAUGUUAAUAUAUUUUUUCUCCUUCAUUUAUGAUGUGUGUGUGAGAAUCUGUGAGUGGAUGUGUGAUGAUAGUGUGUGUGGGAAGGACUGUGUGGAUGCCAUUGGGCUGUUUAAAUCGCCUUUCAUCAAUUCACCCCGAUCCCCUUUGUAUGAGCUCACCCACCACCCAAAACUCUGAGACAACACAGGAAUCAAAAUAAGGUUGCAGGGUUUUUCAAUGAAUGUAAUUAAGCACAUAGACUCUCCUUAGUGGUAGUGCUCAAAUGAUAUGACCUGCUUUUUCACUACAACUGAAGACCUGUUUGCAGGGAAGUGCAACAGUGGGGCUCUACAACUGUUUGCAUCAGCAAUACUUGCUUGCUAGCAAGCAGCGGCAUCCCUGCGCCACACAUGUACUGUAAUCAUUCUGCACUGUUGUUUAGCUUUAUCCCGAGCUGGGUCUGAUCCAAUGAUUUGUUCGCUGUCAACCCUGGGCACAUUCUCUGCAGCAUCCAGAGAUUAUACCAAAUAUAAGGAGGAGCUGUUUUUUUUUCUCUCCACAUGCAAGAUGAAACAAUCCUAAACCCAAACUGCUGCUAUGAUGGAAUGUUGACAGCUCUGGAUUACAGUAAAGGCUGUUCUGUAGCUCAAUGGAAACAAUGAUGUUCUUGCGCUCCAUGACAAAUUUAGUAAGUUCCAUUGUGUGCAGAUGAGUCAAGUUGUCCACAACAAAGUAGCAGAUGAAUUGGAACUGGGAAAUCUGGGACAAAUCUGGGCAUUCUUCUGUGAGGAUGGCUUACCAGACUGUGCCCAUAAAUAUACAUAUAUAUAUACAGAGCAUUAAAAUGAGAUGUUAUGGGUAAUGUUCCUAUCACAGCAUUCAAAUUUCCUUCCAGGCUGCAUUAAUGUAAAGUUAUUUAGGUAUCGAUGAGGGGCAAAUCCACCAUAAUUAAGGGCUCCUAGUUGUCAUGAAAAAUUAAUUUAAAAAAAGGUGGGAUUUCAGUGGUGGACUGGUGGGAUAUUCUCCUUUUUGGUUCCUUCCUCAGAGAAACAUUCUUAGCAUUCUUUGAAAAGUCAGCAGCAUUACUCUUCUUCCAUACCACUUUGUAAUUGCUUGAUUUUCUGCAGAUUUUAUGUAACUGCCAUGCAAGGUCAUGCACUAAGCCUCACUCUGUUCAGUAGCAUUCCCUUCUAACACUUUAAGCUCAAACACUGUGCCCAUUGCUCAAGACCGUGUUCUGUAAUAGCUGCAGAGUAGCUGCCUCAAACAUUCCUCCUUGGUAAACAUGGGUGGGGCUCGCUGUUCACCCAAGGGCUUGUUCUAUGAAUUUGGCUUCUACAGGAACUCUGUGCAUAAGCCAUAGAACACGUUGAUGCUCCCGAUGCCUCAUUUGCAGAGAAUAAAAUAUUUUUGAAAAACA